Penicillium antarcticum is the source of this 1449-nucleotide messenger RNA. RefSeq names its product glycosyltransferase family 20 protein. The record is from RefSeq and is a predicted model, not a curated record. The transcript has 4 exons. Gene Ontology annotation, cellular component: cytosol; alpha,alpha-trehalose-phosphate synthase complex (UDP-forming). Lineage: Eukaryota; Fungi; Ascomycota; Eurotiomycetes; Eurotiales; Aspergillaceae. Gene Ontology annotation, biological process: trehalose biosynthetic process; cellular response to heat. The coding region runs from base 1 to 1449 and encodes 482 amino acids. Gene Ontology annotation, molecular function: alpha,alpha-trehalose-phosphate synthase (UDP-forming) activity.
AUGCCCUCCCCUGAAGCGGCCCGGAGCAAAGCCCGCCUUCUUCUGGUAUCCAACCGUCUUCCCAUCACCAUUAAGCGCUCUGACGAUGGCAAGUAUGACUUUUCCAUGUCAUCAGGAGGUCUGGUGAGCGGCCUCAGCGGUCUCUCCAAAUCUACUACAUUCCAGUGGUAUGGGUGGCCGGGUCUGGAGGUGCCCGAGCCCGAAGUUCCGGUGGUUAAGCAGCGCUUGAAAAAUGAAUAUGGCGCGGUGCCGGUCUUCAUAGAUGAACACCUUGCAAAUCGCCACUAUAAUGGCUUUUCUAACUCCAUCCUUUGGCCGCUCUUCCAUUAUCACCCCGGUGAAAUGACAUUCGACGAGUCCGCCUGGGAGGCAUACAAAGAAGCCAACCGUCUUUUCGCCAAGGCUAUGUCCAAUGAUGUUAGAGAGGGUGAUUUGAUCUGGGUGCAUGACUACCACCUGAUGCUACUGCCUGAAAUGCUGCGCAGGGAAUUUAGGGGCAGCAAGCAAAAUGUCAAGAUCGGGUUCUUCUUGCAUACUCCUUUCCCUAGCAGUGAAAUCUACCGUAUCUUGCCUGUGCGUAAUGAGCUUCUUUUGGGCAUUUUGCAUUCUGACCUUAUCGGAUUCCAUACCUAUGAUUACACUCGUCAUUUCUUGAGCAGUUGUUCGCGCUUGCUUGGGCUUGUCACGGCACCAAACGGGAUUGAGUUCCAAGGAAGAAUUGUUACCUGCAGUGCUUUCCCGAUCGGCAUUGACCCCGAAAAGUUCAAAGAAGGUCUUAAAAAAGAAUAUGUCCAGAAGCGCAUUGUGGCGCUGGAGCAAAAAUUCGAGGCCAUCAAACUCAUCGUUGGCGUUGACCGUUUGGAUUACAUUAAGGGGGUGCCGCAUAAGCUACAUGCGCUAGAGGUCUUUUUAAGUGCCAACCCGGAGUGGAUUGGCAAGGUCGUUCUGGUACAAGUCGCCGUACCAAGCCGACAAGAUGUCGAAGAGUAUCAAAACCUGCGUGCAGUGGUGAAUGAGUUAGUUGGUCGCAUCAACGGCAAGUUUGGCACCGUUGAAUAUAUGCCUAUCCACUUCCUUCACAGAUCAGUUAAUACUGAUGAGCUCAUUGCACUGUACGCCGUAUCCGCUGCUUGCAUCGUGUCUUCCACACGUGACGGAAUGAAUUUGGUGGCUUACGAGUACAUCGCGUCUCAGCAGAAACGUCACGGUGUUUUGUGCCUGUCUGAGUUUGCAGGUGCUGCACAAAGUCUAAAUGGCAGCAUAAUAUUUAACCCUUGGAGCUCGGACGAACUGGCGAGUGCAUAUAGAGAAGCUGUCACUAUGGAUGAUGAACAGCGCGCCUUUAGGUUCGCCAAGCUUGACAAAUAUGUUUCCAAGUAUACCAGUGCAUUUUGGGGCCAGUCCUUCGUCGCGGAGCUCACCCAAAUUUCAACACCGCUCCGCCGAUAG